Messenger RNA from Gigantopelta aegis, 3545 nucleotides. Its product is annotated as nuclear pore complex protein Nup153-like. The record is from RefSeq and is a predicted model, not a curated record. Gene Ontology annotation, molecular function: structural constituent of nuclear pore. Gene Ontology annotation, biological process: protein import into nucleus; RNA export from nucleus. Lineage: Eukaryota; Metazoa; Mollusca; Gastropoda; Neomphalida; Peltospiridae. The annotation marks the transcript as partial. The transcript has a single exon. Gene Ontology annotation, cellular component: nuclear pore.
UUUUGUUUGUUUACAGUCCACAACUGUAGAUACGACACCGUGGAUCUGAAAUGUCCUGUCUGUCAGACUUCAAAACGACGACGAUGUGUAUCAAAAUACACCAGCAGUAAGGAAUGCAGUUACACUGGUCAAUGUACUGUUGACCCUAAUAAGCCACAACACACAGAAACUGUUCUUACUAUUAUCAUCAAUGGCAAAGACCAGCAGAGCCUUCUGGACAAGUUCAAAUUAAAACCUGAAAAUUGGGAAUGUUCAGGAUGCUACUGUAGGAACGAAGCAGAUGUUUUGAAAUGUCCAGCCUGCCAGACUCUGAAACCCGGAGUAAAACAGGAUGAAGUUUCAGCUCAGACUGGGAAAAUAUCUACAGGAGGUUUCCAGUUUGGUACUGCUGGAGGGUUUACAUUCGGGACGAAGACCACACAACCCAAAGAAACAAAAGCUGCUCCUGUAGCUGAAGGUAAAGAGAUUUCCUUUGCUGACAAGUUCAAGCCAAAGCCUGGAAGUUGGGAAUGUUCGGGUUGUUGCAUCAGCAAUGAUGCUAAUAUCCUUCAGUGUUCAGUGUGUCAGACAUUAAAAUGGGGAAUUAAGAAAGAGGACAUUGAGCAGAAAUCUCAAAGUCAAACAGAGGCUAUUUUAGGUGAAGGUUGUUUACAAUUUGGACGUGCUGGAGGAUUCACGUUUCGAGUCAACAAACCACAAUCAAAGGACCAGCCAACUGAUUCUUUGUUCAAAGCAAAUAAACCAGAAACAAUGACUGCAGAUUCAAAGGGUCCACUGUCGUCUGGAGGAUUCACGUUUCAAGUCAACAAACCUCAGUCAAAGGACAAGCCAGCUGAUUCUUUGUUCAAAGCAAAUAAACCAGAAACAACUUCAGAUUCAGAGGGUCCACUGUCGUCUGGAGGAUUCACGUUUCAAGUCAACAAAGUACAAUCAAGGGAGCAGCCAGCUGAUUCUUUGUUCAAAGCAAAUAAACCAGAAACAACGACUGCAGAUUCAAAGGGUCCACUGUCGUCUGGAGAAUUCACGUUUCGAGUCAACAAACCACAAUCAAAGGACCAUCCAGCUGAUUCUUUAUUCAAAGCAAAUACAUUAGAAACAACGACUGCAGAUUCAAAGGGUCCACUGUCGUCUGGAGAAUUCACGUUUCGAGUCAACAAACCAGAAUCAAAGGACCAGCCAGCUGAUUUUUUAUUCAAAGCAAAUAAACCAGGAACAACGACUGCAGAUUCAAAGGGUCCACUGUCGUCUGGAGAAUUCACGUUUCAAGUCAACAAACCACAAUCAAAGGACCAGCCAGCUGAUUCAUUGUUCAAAGCAAAUAAACCAGAAACAACGACUGUAGAUUCAAAGGGUCCACUGUCAUCUGGAGGAUUCUGUUUUGGCAUCCAGCCCAAAUUGGUAGAGACAAAGCCUGAACCUUUACCGAAAGGAUACAGCUGUGCAUCCGCGGUGCUUGCUCACCAAAAACUGAGCUCAGCCUCGGUCAAAUUCAGUUUUGCCCUUGCAACGAAGACUGGAGGUUUUAACGUUGGAAGUGUAGGUGUAUCUGCUUGGGAACCUUCUAGAGGGUUUAGCUCUAUGCCCGAAAAUACACAAUCCAAAGACACUGUUGUAACCAUUGGCAUCAAAGACAAAUAUCAGCAGUUUGGUACUUCAGGAGGGUUUAGUUUCGCGGUCAAGAUCACACAACCCAAAGAAACGAAAGUUUCUACUGCUGCUGCUGCUAACAAAAUAUUUUACUUUGCUGAUAAGUUUAAGCCAGAUACCGAAAGUUGGACAUGUACAUGUUGUUACUGCAGGAAUGAUGCUAAUGUCCUUCAGUGUGCAGCUUGUCAGACAUUAAAACCAAGAACAGAAAAAAACAUUCAGCAGAAAUCUCAAAGUCAAUCAGGGACUAUUUUAGGUGGUGGUUUACAAUCUGGAAUUACUGGGAGAUUCACGUUUGAUGUCCAGCCAACCGAUUUUUUGUUCCAAAUAAAUAAACCAGAAACAAAGACAGUGGAUUCAAAGGGACCACCAUCACUUGGCGGAUUCACUUCUGGCACCAAGGCUACACAAGUCACAAAAAUAAAAACAGCUCCUAUUGCCGAUGGUAACCAAAUAUCCUUUGCUGACAAGUUCCAGCCAAAACCUGGAAGUUGGGAAUGCACGGGUUGUUACUACAAGCAUGAUGCUAAUGUCCUUCAGUGUUCAGCUUGUCGGAUAUUAAAGCCAGGAACAAAGGAAGACGAUAUUUGGCAGAAAUCUCAAAGUCAAUCGGGGACUGUUUUAGGUGUUAGUGGUUUACAAUUUGGAAGUGCUGAGAGAUCCACGUUUGGUGUCAGCAAGCCUCAAUUGAACGUCUAUCCAACCAACUCUUUGUUCAAAACACAGACAGGGGUUUCAAAGGGUCCCCUAUGAUUCAGAUGAUUCACUUCUGGGACCAAGGCUACACAACUCAAAUAAACAAAACCAGCUCCUACUGCUGAAGUUAAAGAGAUUUUCUCUGCUGACAAGUUGAAGCCAAAACCUGAAAGUUGCGAAUGUUCUGGGACCAAGGCUACAUAAUUCAAAGAAACCAAAUUUGCUCCUACUGCCGAAGGUAAAGAUAUUUCUUUUGCUGACAAGUUCAAGCCAAAACCUCAAUUAAUAACCAGCCAACCGAUUCUUUGUUCAAAACAUAUAAAUCAGAGACUGGAUUCAAAAGGUUCACUACCAUUUGAAGAAUGUAUAUUUGGCAUGAAGCCCAUAUUCCCCGAGACAAAAACCUGAAUUUUUACUAAAACUAUCCUCAUUCAGAGUUCGAUGCACUGUAGACGAAGAUAGCAAGGAUAGUUCCUUCACUGAUAAGUUCAAACCGAAACCUGAGAGUUGGGAAUGUUUAGGCUGUUAUUGUAUACAUGAUGCAGGCGUUCUGAAAUGUCCUGCCUAUCAGACAGACGAGCAAAGUGUUGCUGACAAGUUCAAACCUAAACCUGGCAGCUUAGAAAUGACAGGUGCCCCUCUGGGUCCGCAUUUUUGUAGUAAUACUCUAAUACAAAGUAUUGAUAAUAACAAAGGAUUAUCCAUAAUAUCAAAUUUUCAAGCAAUAUGUCAUCGUAAAAUCGAUAGAAAAGUGAUUUCUCCAAUCGAAACGACUCGUCCGAUUCCAAAUAUAGUAGAAACCGUAAUUGGCCGAGGUUUUUCCUGAACAUAUUGACAUUCAGUAUAAUUCGGCUUGUUCUUCAGAUAUAUGGAAGCAUUCGAAAAUGGAAUUUCGCGAGAAAACGAGGCUACGCAAAUGGGACAUGAGAGGCUGGGCCGCGUUGUCGACAACAAAUCUGCUUUCAGCGCCAUCGAGUAGCGCUGCUCUUAGUGGCCUACACAAAACUGUCGAAACCUAGCCACGCGUUCUCUUUUUCGGCAGUCGGUGAUAGUAUAACGGCAUAGAAAUUAACAAAACUACUGUUAAUAGCUGGACGUUGCACUGACUUUUACUGGUGAUUCUUCUAUACCCGUGCCUUUUUAAAACGUUUUUAGUGAAAAAUUAAUUCAUGGUAUUGUGAAUAAACACUAUAUAUUUUAAA